GUAUUCACCGCAACACCAUGAUUGCAUAUGGACAGUGGAGCCGAGAUCCGGGGGUUGAUACCUCUCAAUGGCAGUCCACGAGAGUUUGCUGUUAUACUUUGGGCACUCUUGCAGUCAGAAACUAUCCCUUGGCUUUAUGAUACUCUAACUUUGAGUGAGAACUGUGAUUUAGGCACGGCACUAUUGAACAUCGCGAGUCAAUUUCACAGAGGGUUUUGGUGAUCUGGGAGACAAGCCUACAAUCAUGGAUCCUGAGUCAGGCGGUUCCUCCUCUCUCGAAGCGGUUGUCGCUGCUCUUGUCCCAACCUCAAUUGCAGGGUUGUCACUUGUGGGAGUAUUCUUCUUAGUCCGGCGGAGAUUUCCAAUCCUAUAUGCACCCCGUACGUUCUUAGGAACCAUACCGGAAAAUGACAGAACACCCUCGGUCGGAUAUGGCAUUGACUGGCUGCGUAAUAUGCGAGAACUUCCCGAUAAAUUCCUUCUAUACCAUGAGUCCUUAGAUACCUAUCUCUAUCUUCGCUUUCUACGGACAAUAAUAUUCAUCUGCGUUGGCCUGACAUGGCCUAUCUUAAUGCCAGUGAAUGCGACAGGCGGCGGAUCGUCCACCGAACUCGACAGAAUCACCAUCAGUAAUGUCACUAAGACAAAUCACCUGUACGCGCACGCAGUCAUGGCCUGGGUGUUUCUCGGCUUCGUAUUGUUCACUAUCACUAGAGAGCGGCUCUGGCUUAUCAACCUUCGUCAGGCGUGGGCUCUUUCAACGCCGAACGCUAAGCGCCUCUCUUCUAAAACCGUGCUUUUUCUUUCGGCCCCUGCAGAUGCCCUGGACGAGAACAAUAUGAAACAAUUCUUUGGCGACGGAGCCGUGCGUAUCUGGCCUGUGACUAAGUCAGACACGCUGGAAGAGUUGCAGACACUGAUUUUGGAACGAGACGACUUAGUAGAGAAGCUUGAAUCUGCAGAAGCCGUUCUGAUUCAUAAGGCUAGCUCGCUGAGCGCUCAUAGGGGUGCUGACGGGAAGACGAGGUAUAUGCUAAGCUAUUCUGAUAUUCCUGACUUAGUGAAAAUGGGAAUGCGCCUGCGAUCUCAGCCUAAAAAAGUUCUCUUCGGCUCCUAUGUUGGACUUGCGCAAGGUGAAGAGGUGGAUACAAUACAGUCGCUUCGGGACCUAAUAAAGCAGAAAGAGGAGCUUAUUUGUGAGACCACCAGACGUUACGAUGAUGAGGAGCCUCAUGGCACAGCAGCUGUCUUUGUUGAAUUCAAAACACAGGCCGAAGCCCAGCAAUCCUGCGAACAUGUUAAGUCGCCGGAUGCUUUGACAUUGACGCCGAGAUAUGCUGGUGUAAAACCGAACGAGAUCAUUUGGAAGAACCUGAACAUUCCUCCUAUCCGGCGAAUAUCGCAGUCAGGCGUUGCCCUCGCCAUGGUUGCUUCGACCAUCGUGUUCUGGUCUGUCCCUAGCGGACUCGUUGGCCUCGUGUCAAAUAUUGACUCUCUUGCGGAAAACUUCGAGUCGUUGGGUUUCCUCAACGAUCUGCCUGGACCUCUCAAUGAUCUGCUUACGGGCCUCGUUCCGCCGCUCUUGACUAGUUAUCUAAUCAAAGACGUGCCGCUUUUGUUUAGAAACAUAUUCACAUCUUGUGGUGGGCCUACACAAACAGUAAAUGAACUGAAUGUUCAAAGAUGGGGACACAUUUUCCAGGUUACGCAGGUCUUCCUAGUAACAGCUGUAUUCUCAGGAGCGGCAACGGUAGUUUCGCAACUUUCUGAAAACCUGCGAGAUAUGACGGCUAUACCAAGAUUGCUGGCAACACAGCUUCCAAAAUCGUCCAACUACUAUCUUACAUAUUUCAUUGUCCAGGGAAUCACAUCUGCGGCAGAUAACCUCUUAAACUAUUCGGAAUUGCUUAACCACCUCUCUUUGGAAUAUCUGGUCGAUGAGACGCCGCGCCAAAAGUUUAAACGACAUACAAGCAUGAAAGACAUUGCUUGGGGUCAAGUGUUCCCGAAGUUCACCAACUUUGUUGUCAUUGCAAUCGCUUAUUCGUGCAUCGCACCGCUAGUUCUUGGGUUUGCCGCAGCAGGACUUUCCCUAUACUACUUAUCGUACCGAUAUAACCUAUUUUACGUCAUCAAACCCCUGAUAGAUACCCAGGGCCAAGCAUAUACGCUUGCGCUUCGACAUCUACUCAUCGGUGUCUACAUCGCGGAGCUAGCGCUGAUGGGCUUUUUCGGUCUGCAUAAAGCCAAUGGACCCAGCGUUAUCACAGGGGUGCUCUUCAUUUUCACCAUCGUUUACAGUGUGCUGAUGAAUAGAUACAUCUCACCUCUCGAGAAGCGAUUUCCAUUUGAUUUAGCCUCUUCAAAAGGGAGAGAAGAGGAAUCACUACCGCUUCUUUCGAGCAUAGAGGAGGGCCAAGGCACAUUUACCUCGUCAUCAACGGCCUCCGAACUUCCUGUCUUCAUGCCUUAUAACUUCAUGAAGUCUUGGGUCCGCGAGGAAAAAGUUCUCGACCACGAAGAUUUGGAAAUCCCGGACUAUACCGAGGAAGAGUUGACACGGGCUUAUCUGCAUCCGGCUCUGACCUCGCCGGCGCCGGUGAUCUGGAUGCCCCGUGAUCCUGCGGGCGCAAGCAAGGUUGAAGUUGGCGAGACCGAGGAGUUUGGGUUGAGAGCUAGUGAUGAAGGUGCGUGGCUUGAUGAGAGUCGCAUAGUCCGUUGGAAUUUGCACAGUAUUGAGGACGUGCCCAUCUGGAAGAAGGUGGUGAAAUAUUGAGCUCUUGUCACUGCAGGCAUGCAAUGAAAUAAAUAACACAGCUUCAUUUUAUUAUGAUAGCUAUCUAUUACCUACUCAACUGAAGGAUGAAUGACUUUAGUGAAGUGAUUCCAUCUGUCAAAGAUCAUGG
This is a messenger RNA of Xylaria bambusicola, 2906 nucleotides long. RefSeq lists its product as uncharacterized. Bases 245 to 2776 code for a protein of 843 amino acids. The record is from RefSeq and is a predicted model, not a curated record. NCBI's taxonomy places the organism in Eukaryota, Fungi, Ascomycota, Sordariomycetes, Xylariales, Xylariaceae. The transcript is spliced from 8 exons. Gene Ontology annotation, cellular component: plasma membrane. Gene Ontology annotation, molecular function: calcium-activated cation channel activity.